Molecule: messenger RNA, 1503 nt
Organism: Ricinus communis (castor bean)
Lineage: Eukaryota; Viridiplantae; Streptophyta; Magnoliopsida; Malpighiales; Euphorbiaceae
Product: myb-related protein 306
Exons: 3
Coding region: 209-1201 (330 amino acids)
Biological process (GO): response to auxin
Source: RefSeq, a predicted model, not a curated record
UAAAGAUUUGUAUUUAUAGACAACCCCAUAUCCUUACCUUGGACGCUUGUCUCUGCAUCUCUUAGGAGAAAGAGAACACGAAUAAUAUUACUUACAUAUAUAAAUAUAUGCACAUAGAGUCCACAUAGAUAUAUAUACACACCUACACAAAGACCUCUUGUUGAUAAAUCUUGAACCCAAGAAGGAAAGAAUUGGAAAGAAGAAAGAUAUGGGGAGACCACCUUGCUGUGAGAAAAUAGGAGUGAAGAAAGGGCCAUGGACCCCUGAAGAAGAUAUCAUCUUGGUUUCUUAUAUUCAAGAACAUGGACCUGGGAAUUGGAGAUCUGUUCCUACUAAUACAGGUUUGCUUAGAUGCAGUAAGAGUUGCAGGCUCAGAUGGACUAAUUAUCUCCGGCCAGGUAUUAAGCGUGGUAACUUCACGGAUCACGAAGAGAAGAUGAUUGUACAUCUCCAAGCUCUUCUUGGGAAUAGAUGGGCAGCAAUAGCAUCUUAUCUUCCUCAAAGAACAGAUAAUGAUAUAAAAAAUUAUUGGAACACCCAUUUGGAAAAGAAGCUCACAGAGCUUAAAGAUGGCCAAGAUCUCGACAGGUUAUCAGUUUCUCAACCAAAAGGUCAGUGGGAAAGAAGGCUUCAAACAGAUAUCCAUUUGGCUAAACAAGCCCUUUGUGAAGCUCUAUCUCUUGAUAAACCAACUACUCCUUUAACUCACUUAAAGCCCUCUGUUGCUACUACUGGUGCGAAUGGUGCCUCUAACCUAAUCAUAAGGCCAUAUCAAGCACAGGAAUUAAAUACUAGCACUGCUUAUGCAUCAAGUGCUGAAAACAUAGCAAGGUUGCUUGAGAACUGGAUGAAAAAUUCACCAAGACAAGUUCUAACAGCAGAAAAUUCUAGUUCUAGCACCGAAGGGGCACACAGUACAACAAUACCUAGCAGUCAGGGCUUUAAUUUACUCUUUAGCUUCAACUCAUCAUCCAAUUCAGAUGCAUCUCAAUCAGUGGACGAGAACGCGAAUUUGACACCAGAAACCAGCCUCUUUCAAGAUGAAAGCAAAUCAGACAUGGAGGACAAUCACCAUAACCAUCAUCUUCAACAAGUUCCUCUUUCAUUGCUGGAGAAAUGGCUCUUUGAUGAAGGUGCUGUUCAAGGUCAUGACGACCUAGUUAACAUUUCAUUAGAAGAAACUGCAAUUGGGUUGUUUUGAAAGAAAAUUAAGACCUUAAAUUAAUUAAUUAUGAUAAUCAUGUCAAUUAAUGUUAGGGCUCCUUUUUUCUUUUGUCGUCCUUUUUGUGAUCUAGGUUUUGUACUAGCUAGCUAGUAAAAGAAAGGAAAACUUGUUUCUAGGCUAAGCAGAGGCUAAGAUAACCACAGCCCCCACCCAACCUUAACGGAAGGAAAGAAAGUGUAAAUUAAAGACUACAAAUCUGUAUGAAUAUCCUGUGUACUGGAUAUACAUAUAGUACUGUUAUUAUCUACUUAUUGUUAAUUGGAACUUAAUUUGUUGUA